Colius striatus (speckled mousebird) is the source of this 2895-nucleotide messenger RNA. RefSeq names its product cell division cycle 40 (gene CDC40). Gene Ontology annotation, cellular component: catalytic step 2 spliceosome. Bases 715 to 2457 code for a protein of 580 amino acids. Lineage: Eukaryota; Metazoa; Chordata; Aves; Coliiformes; Coliidae. The transcript has 16 exons. Gene Ontology annotation, biological process: mRNA splicing, via spliceosome. The record is from RefSeq and is a predicted model, not a curated record. Gene Ontology annotation, molecular function: mRNA binding; protein binding.
GCACCGGGCUCUCCGGCUGCGCAGCGACUGUUCUACUGCGGCCUCGCUGCCGAAGAGAUGACGGAACGCCUUUGUGUGUGGCAGGAGACUGGCGCCCAGCAGCUCUCGCGCCCACCCCUCCGCUGAAUGUUUUCCCCUGUCGCUACGCGAGGUGCAGACGAGCACGAGGGGGCGGGGGGAAACCCCGUGUGCUCGUGACAGGCCGUAAUAGGCAAGAACGCGGCGCCGCGCGCGGGCAGAAGCGGUCGGACUCGCGUUUCUGUCCGCGCUCCUGGCACUGGUCGGCGCGCGCUCCCUGGGAACGAGCCGUAGGAACACCCCUCGCUUAUCUCCGCAGCAAAAGCGGCGCGGUAGCGUUCCUCGCCCCGAACAGCAGCAGCCACACGCCACAUCCCUCCCUCCCUUCCUCUGUCCCCGUCCUGCAGCGCCUGCUGGGCGCGAGCUGGCCGGGGCUGCAGUGCAUGCCGGAGCUUGUAGUCCCGGCCGAGAGUCCUGAAAGGUUAAAACCCAACGAAAGCAAAGGGAAAUUAUUCCCCCUCUCAAAUGCCGGCAUAUCCCAUAGAUAAACAAAAUUUAUUCUUCAGAGCGCAUUUUCCAUUUUCACGAUCUGCCUUAUAAGGUGCAACCCCACCCCGGUCGUUCUGCGGGGGAAGGGAUACGACAUGCUCCGUGGAGCUGCCAGGACCUGCUCGUCCCGUCGUGCCCCGCGCCAAGAUGUCGGCGGCUAUAGCCGCGCUCGCUUCGUACGGUGGCUCCGAUUCGGACCCCGACUCUGAGCCCGAGGCUGAGAGUGGCUCCCAGCGCGCUGUUGUGCUCGCCAGCCGCGACGCUGUGCUGCACCUCCGGGCGCCGCCCGCUGUCCCUUCGGCCCUGGCCGUCGACGCGGCUCCGGAAGUAGCCGUGAAGGAAGAUGUGGAAACAGGAGUCCAUCUUGAUCCUUCUAUCAAGGAAGUUCAAUACAAUCCCACUUAUGAUACCAUGUUUGCCCCUGAGUUUGGACCAGAAAACCCAUUUAGGACUCAACAAAUGGCUGCACCUAGAAAUAUGCUUUCUGGAUAUGCAGAACCAGCUCAUAUCAAUGAUUUCAUGUUUGAACAACAAAGAAGAACAUUUGCAACCUAUGGUUAUGCAUUAGAUCCCUCUAUAGAUAACCCUGAAGUUUCUACCAAAUAUAUUGGUUCUGUAGAAGAAGCUGAAAAAAAUCAAGGUUUGACAGUGUUUGAAACAGGACAAAGGAAAAUUGAAAAAAGGAAGAAAUUCAAGGAGAACGAUGCAUCUAAUAUUGAUGGUUUUCUGGGACCAUGGGCAAAGUACGUUGAUGAAAAAGAAGUAGCCAAACCAUCAGAGGAAGAACAGAAAGAGUUGGAUGAAAUAACGGCGAAGAGGCAGAAGAGAGGAAAACUGGAAGAUGAUAAACCUGGAGAGGAGAAGACUAUAUUACAUGUUAAGGAAAUGUAUGACUAUCAGGGGAGAUCUUAUCUUCACGUCCCUCAAGAUGUUGGAGUUAAUCUUCGUUCUACAGUGCCACCUGAGAAGUGCUAUCUUCCAAAGAAGCAAAUUCAUGUAUGGUCUGGACAUACAAAGGGUGUCAGUGCGGUUAGAUUGUUUCCUCUCUCUGGGCAUAUAUUGUUGUCAUGCUCUAUGGAUUGCAAAAUUAAGCUGUGGGAAGUAUAUGGUGAUCGAAGAUGUCUACGAACGUUUAUUGGACAUAGUAAAGCUGUUCGAGACAUCUGCUUUAAUAAUGCUGGCACUCAGUUUCUUAGUGCUGCAUAUGACCGCUAUCUUAAACUCUGGGACACUGAAACAGGGCAAUGUAUUUCAAGAUUCACAAACAGGAAAGUUCCUUAUUGUGUCAAGUUCAAUCCUGACGAAGACAAGCAAAAUCUCUUUGUUGCUGGAAUGUCAGAUAAGAAAAUUGUGCAGUGGGAUAUUCGAAGUGGUGAGAUUGUGCAGGAAUAUGAUAGGCAUUUGGGAGCUGUCAACACCAUUGUGUUUGUGGAUGAAAAUAGAAGGUUUGUGAGUACAUCCGAUGACAAGAGUUUGAGAGUCUGGGAAUGGGACAUUCCUGUAGACUUCAAGUACAUAGCUGAGCCAAGCAUGCAUUCGAUGCCAGCCGUGACUUUGUCUCCAAAUGGGAAAUGGUUAGCUUGCCAGUCGAUGGAUAACCAAAUUCUGAUCUUUGGAGCUCAGAACAGAUUCAGAUUAAACAAAAAGAAAAUUUUCAAAGGUCACAUGGUAGCUGGCUACGCUUGUCAAGUGGAUUUUUCACCUGACAUGAGCUAUGUGAUAUCCGGAGAUGCAGAUGGCAAACUUAACAUCUGGGACUGGAAGACAACAAAACUCUACAGCAGAUUAAAAGCCCAUGACAAAGUCUGCAUCGGCGCAGUGUGGCAUCCCCACGAAACAUCCAAAGUCAUCACGUGCGGCUGGGACGGUCUGAUUAAACUGUGGGACUAAAGAGGAGGCUACUAAAGACCUGAAGGUUAGAAAUGAAGAACUACUGGGAAUCCAGCAGUUGCCGGAGAAACUGCAUCAGCUGAAGACUCUCCACAAACUCUUAGUUUCUGUCUGUAUUUAACAAUAGCAUCAUGCCAAUCACUGAGUUUUAUCCUUGCAAGUAGUCCUCAGUUUCAAGAUUUUGCUUGUAAUGCUUGUGUGAGGUGGGUUUUUUUCCUCUUCCCAUAUGCUGUUAUGUUCCAGUAAGCAUGACACAUAGAUAAAAAAACCAAACAAAAAGAAAAUGGAAUAUUUCUUGUUCAGUUUGGAAGAUGUUGUAUUAUGAGCCCCACACAGGUUUUGGCAAUGUGCUGUAUAUACAUUUCACACUUUUUCUCUUUAAAGAACUUAUUUUUAAUAAAUCUUCUUUUUAUAAAAAGCCUGCUUCUCUUCAGAUUU